AUGCAACACUAUGAAUCCAUGAGAAAGAAAAAGUCUCUAUUUGGAAUGAAAGACAAGAUUGAAGAAAUUGUAAAUUUGGAUGUCAUUUCUCAUCAUCGAUCUUCCCAUUCUUCAGAACUCGCGACAAGGGACACUUCCUCCUACUUUUCAUUAUUGGAUGAAAAUUCAUCCUUAAUUCCAUCCAUCAAUGACAUUCGUCGAAAUUUGGCUCCAAAAUCCAAACGUAAAAGAACAUAUAAGAGAUUAUAUUCAGUAGACACUAUGAGUGGUAUUCCAGUUCCUGGUGACUCUAAUUUUGAUGUGUUAAAUGCUCCUAAAUAUCCGUCACCGCGGACACUUGCUGGAGAUAUUGUUUUAACCAUUGUUGGUGCCAUUCAAUUAAUCAUUACAGCAACAUUGAGUGUAACCUAUGUGAAAUAUUUUGUCACACUCGAGGUGAAGAAACGAUUUAAAUUGAAGAAACGUGAAACAUGGGACAGCAUUCCAAGAAAUCGUCAUUUUUAUUGGAAAUUCUUUUUAUACAUUUUGAGAGAUACACAAUUGUGGUUUUUCGUUAUCUAUUUCAUGUUGAGUAUGAUGGGUUUAUUAAUUUCUCCACUCGUUUAUAGUAUUCAACUUUUUGAAAUUGUGUUCAGAUUUAAAUCAUUGACUGAUGUAUUGAAUGCUGUCAUUUCGAAUGGAAAGAAAUUAUUCUUUGCUGGAAUGUUGUUAUUGAUUGCCAUGUUCUUCUUUGGAUUACUCUAUUUCACAUGGUACAGUUAUGAUUUUAUCACCACAACUACCAAUCUCAAUACUUGUGACACAGUGUUAGCAUGUUUUGUGACAACAUUUGAUUAUGGAUUUAGAACAGCAGCAUCGUGGGAGAAUAUUUAUGCACCAGAUCCUGGAGUUGGAAGAGCUAUUUUGGAUUUGAGUUUUACAUUGAUUGUUAUUGUGUUUUUAACCAACGUGGUGUUUGGUACCAUUCUCGACUCAUUCCAACAACUGAGAAAAGCACGAGAAGAACGAAAAAAGGAAAUUACUGAAAAAUGUUUUGUCUGUGCUUUGGAAAAGAGCAAAUUCGACACCAAAGCCAACGAAGGAAUUACCUUUGAAAAACAUAUUAAGGAAGAACAUUAUUUGUGGAAUUAUGUUUACUUUUUAAUUUAUUUAUAUGAAAAACCAGAGACAGAAUAUACUGGAACAGAAAGUUACAUUUUCCAAAAAUGUGAAGAUAAUGACGAUGUGACAAGCUUUUUCCCAAUCUUUAGAUCCAAGACCAUUGAAGAGAGUGAAGAGAAUCAUCAUCUUUCUGCCUCCCAACAAGCACCAUUUAAGGAAAAUCAUUAA
Molecule: messenger RNA, 1329 nt
Organism: Naegleria fowleri
Lineage: Eukaryota; Heterolobosea; Eutetramitea; Acrasida; Naegleriidae
Exons: 3
Coding region: 1-1329 (442 amino acids)
Biological process (GO): calcium ion transport; transmembrane transport
Cellular component (GO): membrane
Molecular function (GO): monoatomic ion channel activity
Source: RefSeq, a predicted model, not a curated record